Branchiostoma belcheri (Belcher's lancelet) is the source of this 525-nucleotide messenger RNA. RefSeq names its product postacrosomal sheath WW domain-binding protein-like. The coding region runs from base 1 to 525 and encodes 174 amino acids. The record is from RefSeq and is a predicted model, not a curated record. The transcript has 2 exons. Lineage: Eukaryota; Metazoa; Chordata; Leptocardii; Amphioxiformes; Branchiostomatidae.
AUGGGGUGCCUCCCCAGGGGGCACCACGACCCCAGGGGUACGGGACACCUCCUUCCCAGGGAUACGGGGCGUCACCGACCCCAGGGGUACGGGGCGCCUCCCCAGAGGUACGGGAGUCCUCCCCAGGGGUACGGGGCGCCACCCCAGCCUGGGUACGGAGCACCACCACCCCAGGGGGCACCACCUCCCCAAGGGUACGGGGCGCCACCUCCCCAGGGGGCACCACCUCCCCAGGGGUACGGGGCACCACCACCCCAGGGGUACGGGGCACCACCACCCCAGGGGUACGGGGCACCUCCACAACAGGGGUACGGGAGUCCACCCCAGGGGUACGGGGAACCACAUCUCCCGGGGUCUGUGCCCCAGGGGUACGGCCCCCCACCCCAGGCGUACGGCCCCCCACCCCCGGCCGGCCAGCAACAGCAGCAGACCACCGUGGUGAUGGCCCAACCCCAGCCGCAAACGGUCGUCGUACAGAACGAACGGUACGGAGUACAACUUUUCCUCACAUGUGUGAGAGAGUGA